UCCCUAGGGCUACAGGGAGGUGGCGGUGGCUGGGCUACUUUAAGGCCGGCCCAGUGGCUGGCCCCCGGGGGCACUGUCUCUUUAAAAGGCUGUAUCUUGUCCAGCAGUUGCUGGGGGGAGGGGGGCUGUCGAUGACCAUUGUUUCUGGCUGGGGUGGUUCUGCCCCCUCCCCUUCUCCUCCUUCUCCGCCCUGCCCCCUCCUCCCUCUUCCUCCUCUCCACCCCCCCUCUCUCGCUCUCUCCCUCUCCCUCUCUCGCCCUCUCCCUCUCGGGCUCGGAGGCUGCGAGAGAGCGCGCGGCAUCGGAGACGCGGAGCUCUAUGUAGGCUCUUGCUCGCUGCAUUGGUGCACCCGCCUCCCGGGCACAAGCACACCUACCUAGAUUUAAUUGGCAAUUAAAGUAGUGUUGGGGGAAAGAAAAAAAAAAGGCAGGAGCACAAGAUGGCUGAGCUAGGCAGUAAGGGAGUGACCGCAGGGAAAAUAGCCAGCAACGUGCAGAAGAAACUCACCCGUGCGCAGGAAAAGGUCCUACAGAAGUUAGGUAAGGCAGAUGAGACUAAAGAUGAGCAGUUUGAGCAGUGUGUCCAGAAUUUCAACAAACAACUGACGGAAGGGACCAGGCUGCAAAAGGAUCUCCGCACCUACCUGGCAUCUGUCAAAGCAAUGCAUGAAGCCUCUAAGAAGCUAACGGAGUGUCUGCAAGAGGUGUAUGAACCAGACUGGCCCGGGAGAGAGGAGACAAACAAAAUAGCGGAAAACAAUGACCUGCUGUGGAUGGAUUAUCAUCAGAAACUGGUGGACCAGGCGCUUCUGACCAUGGACACAUAUCUAGGCCAGUUUCCUGACAUCAAAUCUCGAAUUGCUAAGCGUGGGAGGAAGUUGGUGGACUAUGACAGUGCCCGCCAUCAUUAUGAGUCUCUUCAGACUGCCAAAAAGAAGGAUGAAGCCAAAAUUGCCAAGCCUGUCUCGCUGCUUGAGAAAGCUGCCCCCCAGUGGUGCCAAGGGAAACUGCAGGCUCAUCUCGUAGCUCAAACUAACCUGCUCCGAAAUCAGGCUGAGGAGGAGCUCAUCAAAGCUCAGAAGGUAUUUGAGGAGAUGAAUGUUGACUUGCAGGAAGAGUUACCAUCUCUGUGGAAUAGCCGUGUUGGUUUCUAUGUCAACACAUUCCAGAGCAUCGCUGGCCUGGAGGAGAAUUUCCACAAGGAGAUGAGCAAGCUGAACCAAAACCUGAAUGAUGUGCUGGUGAGCCUGGAGAAGCAGCAUGGCAGCAAUACAUUCACUGUCAAGGCCCAGCCAAGUGACAAUGCCCCUAUGAAAGGGAACAAGAGCCCCUCACCACCACCCGAUGGUUCCCCAGCUGGCACCCCUGAGAUCAAGGUCAACCACGAGCCCGAACCAGCCAGCCUGGACACUCCUGGGGCUGCCAUCCCCAAGUCGCCGUCUCAGCUUCGAAAAGGCCCACCAGUCCCACCGCCUCCCAAACACACUCCGUCCAAGGAAAUCAAGCAGGAACACAUUAUCAGCUUGUUUGAUGACAAUUUUGUCCCCGAGAUCAGCGUGACCACCCCCUCACAGUUUGAUGUCCCUGGACCAUUCCAGGAAAAUGCCAGCCUGUUGGAUCUGGACUUUGAUCCCAUCCCACCAGUUGCAAGCCCUGUGAAGGCACCUACGCCCUCUGGUCAGUCGAUUCCAUGGGAUCUCUGGGAGGCUGCAGAGAGUCCAGCUGGCAGCCUGCAGUCUGUGGAGCAGGGCCCUGCUGAUAGCGCCACCGAAGAGGGCGCAUUUCCCGUGGUCUGGCCCAGCCAGACCUCAGAGCCUGGGCCGGCCCAACCAGGAGAUGUGACAGAGGCUGGCGAGACGAAACCAGUGGCGGUAACUGAAGGAGCCAGUGAGACGGCGGCAGGUGACGGGGCCUCUAGCUCCCUGCCUGCUGUGGUGGUUGAGACCUUCCCAGCCACUGUGAAUGGAACUGUGGAGGGCAGCACUCCCUCCAAGAGGUCUGACUUGCCCCCGGGAUUCAUGUUCAAGGUCCAGGCACAGCAUGACUACACAGCCACUGACAGUGAUGAACUACAGCUGAAGGCUGGAGAUGUGGUGCUGGUGAUUCCGUUCGAGAACCCGGAGGAGCAGGAUGAAGGCUGGCUGAUGGGUGUGAAGGAGAGUGAUUGGCACCAGCAUAAGGAGUUGGAGAAAUGCCGAGGUGUUUUUCCUGAGAACUUCACAGAGAAAGUCCAGUGAGAGCUGCAGUCAUCACUCUUCUUUCAAGGGGAGUGAAGCUACCUUUUCCCCCCCUCAAAAAAAAUGUGUCUUUCUGGUUUUUUUCUUUUUUUUCUGUUGGGGAAAAAAUAGAAAGAAAAACAAGGAGAAAGAAGAGGAAGAACAGAAGCCACAAAACAUAAUGGAUGACAGCCAAAAUUUGAAUUUGUCAGAAUGGUGUUUUAAAAGUGUUAUUUUGCAGCUGAUGUAUCCCUGUAGUUGAGUUCCAGUGCUGAGAUACCCCUGCUCAGUUCUCAGUAGCGUGUGAGCCUUGAUCAGGGAACACUGGGUGGGAGAGUGACCUUGUUGGAGACAAACAACAGGGGGUACCCAAACAGUUAUGCUUGCCAGCCACUGUGGCCCAUCCCAGGGUGAACACCAUACACCCAUUUCCCUGGCAGCUGCUGUUGGCAUGGGUGUUUACAGGCAGCCCCUCCUCUAAUCUUGGCUCCAAAGAUCCUUCUCCAACCCCACUGACCAGGACAUCUGUUGUGCUGUUUGACAGUAAACCUAGUGUACAGUGUUAAACAAAAACAAAAAAAAUGCCACCAUAAAACUGCAAGAAAAAAAUCAAAACAACUAAACCCAAAACAAAUUGUGUGUUUCUUUUUUUUCCUCCCCUCCUCCCCAAUAAGUAUAAGUGGACUGUGAUUUGGGAUUUUUACUGUGAUGAAGGAAAGCUAAGGCAAGCCUUAGUUUAGAGUUAGAGCCUGCAUUUAAUCAAAGGGAAACCUCAUUCCUCCCAGCUGAAGCUUGAUACCUGGAGGGUUUCCCCUCUAAGUAGGGACAAAUUAAUGUGAAAGUGACCACUGGUCAGUGGUUCAAGAAAAGGAGGAGAAAAUGUGCUGAGGAAAAGGAGGCAAAAUUGGAGACAGAGGCAGCCUGUUUUCUUAAAAUUAUAGCCUUUCAAAGUUGUACCUUUAUAUUAGUAAGAGAGUGUAGCUCUUUGGGAACACAGAUCGGCCCUUUAUUUGUUGUUCUUGAAUGGGGUUGGCUUUUUUCCCAUGGAGAAUUCUGUAGACUGGCCAGGGUUAGAGCCACCUUCCUGGCCCUCUUGUUGGCUAGGGUCAGAGCUGUAUGAACUCUUUUAAACUCUAUUUAACAUUGGUGCAUGACAUUCUUAUCCUGUGGUUAGUCGUGGGGAGAAGUCUGAGAAGCGGAGUGGAACUCCGUGAAGGGGUGAAAGGUGUGAAAAUUCAGGCAUUCCCAUUUCUCCAUGGCUUUGCUUUGCUUCUGCAGAAGGGAAGGGGUUUGUGUUGGUCAGUACUAAGGAUAUUUGAACACGGAUGCAAACUAACCAAUACCACCUCUUUCUCUUGUUCUCUCCUAGUUUUCUUCUCCCUCUUCCCCCUCAUUCUCUCUCUCCUUUUGAUGUAAACUCUUCUCUUGGGAAAACUCCAUUUAGAACAGGUGGGGCCUCCACACUCAGGCUUCAGCCAGUCUGAACAAAAUUUGCCUACACGGGCAGAAAGAGCUCCCAGGGGCUGCUGGGUGUAGUUGUCGACAUUGCUCGUGUGAUUAAUUGGGGUGUUGGGGUGGAAGGCGGAGAUCCAGGAGCCAGCUUUGUGUUCUAGAGUGGGUUGAUUUCACUUGAAAGGGUCAUCUUCUCCAUUUUGCUCAGUGUUUUAUUUUUAAAAUGAAAAACAAAGCAAAACAAAAUGAAACAAAAAAACCUGUACUUCAUUGUCGUGUGUGUGUGUGUGUGUGUGUGUGUGUGUGUGUGUGUGUGUGUGUGUGUGUGUGUGUGUGUGUGAUCUUUCUUGUCUACCUGUUUGGUCAUGGAUGGCUGUCAUAGCUUGCCUCUAGCUGGAACAGCUUGUCAUGGUUCUAGUUUCCAGCAGUAAGGCAGCCUUGCAAAUAGCCUCCCCUCCCUCCCCCCAAUUUGCCCAGGGACAAAGGCCAGCAAACAGUCAGGAUUGUGGAAGCAGCUUCUUUGGGUGGUGUUCCCCAGGGUUCUCCUCAGGGAGGGUGGGCUGGGAAAACUGUGUGGGCGGCUGGUUUGGGUACUUUAUCUGCAAGGCUGACUUAGUCAUGUGAUGGUCAUUCCUUAAAAAUGUUACAGUGUAUUUGACUGCCUUGUUAGUUGGAAAAAAAAAAGUGGUGAUGUUGGUUUCUCUUUUGGAAAAUCUGAACAAUGUAAUGAUCGAUCCAUGUGAAACUCUAUUUUUAUGCGUUUGUAAACCUGGUUGAAUCUUCUCAGAGCAAUGUUUUAAAAUAUAUAUCUACAUAAAUAUAUAACAGUAAAAGCAAGUGAAUUGGGUUAAUGCCGGAAUCCUAGCUUAAAUUUGUUUAUAUGUAAAACUUGUGGCCUUUUUUUUUUAAGGCAGCAGGAUUAUUGUUUCAUCUUCUGAGUUGUCUCCUGGGGUUAUUUGUUUGGUUGCCACUUCAGCAAAUCUUUGUGUAGCACAUAUGGCUGUAGACAGUCAAACAGAGAGACCCUUACUGGGGAGUGGGGUGGGGGAAAUGUUUUUUUAAGUUAUCUCCAGAAUGGAAACCAAAUAAUCAAAUUUCAUUCAAUAAACGUUGAGUUCCUCUUC
Phascolarctos cinereus (koala) is the source of this 4791-nucleotide messenger RNA. RefSeq names its product bridging integrator 1 (gene BIN1). The record is from RefSeq and is a predicted model, not a curated record. Gene Ontology annotation, molecular function: tau protein binding; phospholipid binding. NCBI's taxonomy places the organism in Eukaryota, Metazoa, Chordata, Mammalia, Diprotodontia, Phascolarctidae. Gene Ontology annotation, cellular component: cytoplasm; synaptic vesicle; plasma membrane. Gene Ontology annotation, biological process: regulation of endocytosis.